AAGUUUGGUUAGACACUCUAUUUAUAUGCACGCCACAGCUUCUACCUUACACACAAAAACAACACAAGAUAAUAAGACAUAUAGCUUGAGUUUUAAACAGAGAGAGAAUGAGGAUAAGUAGCAGCAUCACGCAGAGGAAGUUAAGCAUAGUGGCGGUGUGGUGGCUGAUAGCAGCAACGUUUGCGAAUGGCCAGAGCGCAAACAACGUGAUGGCUACAUAUAAUCUGUACAACCCUCAACAGAUUGGUUGGAACCUGUUAACAGCGGGUGCCUACUGCGCAACUUGGAAUGCUAACAAGCCUCUUGCAUGGCGUAAAAAAUAUGGAUGGACUGCUUUCUGUGGACCCGCUGGCGCUCAUGGCAGAGAUUCUUGCGGCAAAUGCUUGAGGGUGAGGAAUACUGCAACUGGGGAUGAAGCUACGGUGAGAAUUGUGGACCAGUGUGCUAAUGGAGGACUGGACUUGGAUGUGAAUGUGUUCAGGAGGCUGGACUCUAAUGGACAGGGCAACCAUCAGGGUCACCUUACAGUCAACUACCGCUUUGUCAAUUGCGGUGAUUGAUUAAUUCACUCUCUCAUUAAUCACUUCAGUCUUCAAUUUCGUAAUGGCCAGUGGCCACUGCUGCUAAAUAAGACCAUCAAUGUAAUAGAAUAAAAUAAAGAGUAAAGUACACUCACCCCCCUUAAGGUUUGUUAAAAUUACACUCCACCCCAUUCUUAUCUAAAAUCUACAUCCCACCCCAUUUUAUAUAGAGGCAAAUUUAGUGACGAAAAAUAUUUUUCAUUAAUAAUUAGUUAUUAUUUAAAUUGUUAAUCAAUAAUUUCAAAAAAAAAAAUCAAUAUAAUCCAAUAAAUUUAAAAAUGAAAACAUUACAAUCCUCCUCAUUCUCUCAAUCGCGUUUUUCCUCCGUAAAUUCAUAAUGCAAAUUAUGCAAUAGCACACCUGCCCGAUUUACAAACCAUAUCUCGAACAUAGUGAAACAUGUUUGUGUUUUCAUAUUUGGUAAUAAUUCAAUUUUAAUCAAAAUAAUCUCUUUAUACCUUCAAUUUUCAAAAUUGGGUUGUAGGCAAAAAAAGCAACACAAAUGGGUGAAGAAAAUAGAGAAACAAAAUUAUGAAAAUAUGAAGUGGAUCUGAGGUUAUUAGAGCCCAACGAGGCGGUGGAGCAUCGUUUUUAACAAAAUCCAACAAUAUCUAAGACCAACAGAGCGUUCGCUCACAACUUCAAGGGGUGAAAUUCACAAGAAGUAGUUGAACAAGUGGCUUUAGGGAUGUGUGAUUCACGUUCUGGGGUUCAGGUUGCAACAAAACUUUGAGGCAUGGAGGUGCCAUGGGGUUUCACAUUGUGGGACAGUGGAGCCGUGUUAAAAGGAGUAAAGGCUUGGUGGUGACCGUUUGUGGUCAGAAAUAUGAUUUGGAGAUAGAUGGGACGUGGACUUAACAGACAGAGUGAAUGGUUUUUUUAAAUUUAAUUCAGUAAAAUUAUUUUCAUAAAUUAAUGUAUGAUAGUGUAUAUGCAUUAAAUUUAUUUAAAUUUUUACUAAUUAGUAAUUAGUUUUUAGUAGUGAGGAAUUUGUUUUCGUCACUAAAAUUUGCCUUUAUAAAAAAUGGGGUGGAGUGUAGAUUUUUAAAAAGAAUGGGGUGGAGUGUCAUUCUUGCAAAUCUUGAGGGGGGUGAGUGUAUUUUACUCUAAAAUAAAAGUACAAGCGGUUCUAGUUGGAAGUGCUUGUCUCUGUUUCAUCAUCCACUAAAUAUAGCUUACUAUAUAUAUUUGGAUUUGGACUUCACCUCCUUCUCUAACGCCCUCUCUCUAUAAUUUUGUCGUUUGUUUUCCCCUUAUGGACUAUGGUGUUUUCUAUUUCACCAAUAAAACAAUA
Messenger RNA from Lotus japonicus, 1875 nucleotides. Its product is annotated as pathogenesis-related protein PR-4-like. The record is from RefSeq and is a predicted model, not a curated record. Lineage: Eukaryota; Viridiplantae; Streptophyta; Magnoliopsida; Fabales; Fabaceae. The coding region runs from base 108 to 560 and encodes 150 amino acids. Gene Ontology annotation, molecular function: RNA nuclease activity. The transcript is spliced from 2 exons. Gene Ontology annotation, biological process: defense response to fungus; defense response to bacterium.